GGUGUGUGUCGUCACCGGCGCUCGGUAUAUAAAAGGAGGUGACACCUAAAUGAUAAAAAAAAGGCACUCACUGCCCAUCACGGAGAGUUUCCCCGAACCUACAAGACGCCAAUUUUUCUUUUCCUGACGCCAUGUCCAAGCUUUUCUUCUGCUGCCUAAUCCUCGUCGGCUCUUUCUGCUCCUUUCGGUCGUUGCCGAUCAUCGUCCCCGGUAAGGGUUCCCUCCGCCUCUCAGAGUCGGCGAUGGAUUUUGGGGACUUGAAGAGCUGGGAUGACGACGCGCGUUUACUGCGGAAUCUGCCGAUGUUUCUAGACAAGGAAGUAGAGAGAGAUCCCGAGGAGAUUUUCAGCAAAGAGGGAUUCGGUCUGGACGCCUAUAACAUGGACGACAAAGAGGAGCUGUUUGACAAGCACCCCAGAAUAUCGCUGCUCAGCCGCCUGCAAUCAAAAGACCGCAAACAAUUCAAGAAGCGUGCGGGAAACCUGUCCGAAUGUUUCUGGAAAUACUGCGUCUAAAUGCGGAGUGUGUGAACACUUAGGGUGUAUUUCUAAAAAAAAAAAAAAUAUUCUCAGAGCUAUAUGUCUGUGUGAAUCAGGCAAAAAAUUGAAUACAUAAAAGUCGAUCAGGAAAAUAGUGCAUUACGGCCACUAGAUGGCGCCGCUGAUCAUAGUAAGUAGGUUUUCCUAUUAACGCCAGCUCCAUCUACUGACCAUGUCGUGGUAUUUUCCUGAUUCGCUCUUCUGUAUGAAGUUUCACAUAGCUCUGAGAAUAGUUUUUUUUAAAUAUAAAUACAUCCCAUAAUCUCUGCUUAUUUUUACAACUCUCCCCUACCCCCCUGUAUAUAGAAGAACGACUCCUACAGGGUAUCUGAGAACGCCUGAGAAUGUGAAGCCGGACUUGCCAAAGAAGUAGAUUAUUUUUCAUUCUGAGAUGAAGAAGUAUUUUAUGUUUUGCGGAUAUUUGUUAUAAUGUUUUUUUUUUUUUCUUUUCUUUAAAAGUAAUAGCUAUUUAAUAAAAACAGAAACAAUUG
Molecule: messenger RNA, 1030 nt
Organism: Rana temporaria (common frog)
Lineage: Eukaryota; Metazoa; Chordata; Amphibia; Anura; Ranidae
Product: urotensin-2
Exons: 4
Coding region: 132-515 (127 amino acids)
Biological process (GO): blood vessel diameter maintenance; regulation of blood pressure
Cellular component (GO): extracellular region
Molecular function (GO): hormone activity
Source: RefSeq, a predicted model, not a curated record